This is a messenger RNA of Euleptes europaea (tarantolino), 406 nucleotides long. It is a transcript of the gene TAF13, whose product is annotated as TATA-box binding protein associated factor 13. Gene Ontology annotation, cellular component: transcription factor TFIID complex. The coding region runs from base 24 to 398 and encodes 124 amino acids. The transcript has 4 exons. Gene Ontology annotation, molecular function: protein heterodimerization activity. Gene Ontology annotation, biological process: transcription by RNA polymerase II. The record is from RefSeq and is a predicted model, not a curated record. Lineage: Eukaryota; Metazoa; Chordata; Lepidosauria; Squamata; Sphaerodactylidae.
GACAGCCCACCUCUGCUGCAGUCAUGGCGGAAGAAGAGGAAGACCCGCCUUUUGAAGAAGAUACUGAGGAGGCUGGUGGAGGCCCAGAUGGUGCACAGGGCAAAAGGAAACGACUGUUUUCCAAAGAAUUGAGAUGCAUGAUGUAUGGCUUUGGAGAUGACCAGAAUCCCUACACUGAGUCUGUGGAUAUUCUUGAAGAUCUAGUCAUUGAGUUCAUCACAGAAAUGACCCACAAAGCAAUGUCAAUUGGACGGCAAGGACGAGUACAGGUUGAAGAUAUUGUCUUCUUGAUCCGUAAAGACCCACGGAAGUUUGCUCGUGUGAAAGACUUGUUGACCAUGAACGAAGAACUGAAACGAGCUAGAAAAGCAUUUGAUGAAGCAAAUUAUGGAUCUUGAGCCUCUUG